This is a messenger RNA of Candida dubliniensis CD36, 2403 nucleotides long. RefSeq names its product linker nucleoporin (gene NUP82). Gene Ontology annotation, biological process: ribosomal small subunit export from nucleus; ribosomal large subunit export from nucleus; mRNA export from nucleus. Gene Ontology annotation, molecular function: structural constituent of nuclear pore. Bases 1 to 2403 code for a protein of 800 amino acids. The record is from RefSeq and is a predicted model, not a curated record. Lineage: Eukaryota; Fungi; Ascomycota; Pichiomycetes; Serinales; Debaryomycetaceae. Gene Ontology annotation, cellular component: nuclear pore. The transcript has a single exon.
AUGCUGUCUAUUGGAUCAGCUGAUCAAUUCAUUCACCAAAUUACACAACAAUUUGUGUUUCAACGGUUAUGGACAGGAAAUUCAACACCACCAGAGUUAGUACCAGCGUCAACCCCCUACAAUCGAUUGGUAUGCCGUAAUAAUACAGAUUUAUUCUUUGCAACUGGUAAUAUUGUUCGAUGCUGCUCAAUUAGUCCCAAUCAUAAAAAUUACAAGCUAUUUAAGGUUCAACAUCAAUUUCAUGAAGUAGUUUCUUUGUUGAUGAAUAAAUCAGGUACUUUAUUAGCCAUUAUCGGGGAAGAGCAGAUCGAUGUAGUGUCUUUACCCACUAAUGUCAUGAAAAGUGGUGGUAUUUAUGUUGAUGGUGCAUGUUUCAAGAUUAAUAACUUACAAGGUAAAGUAAGAAAGUGUGUUUGGCAAACAGUUGCAGCGAAUGAUUCAACAUUGGUAGUUUUGAAUGAUAAUUCACAGAUUCGAGCUUAUGAUUUGACAAAAUCUUUAGAUGUCCCUGUGGUAGACAUUGAUUUGAAAAGCUAUCCCAAUUUUGCAAAUGAGGAAGCUAUUUCUAUUACAUUUGGUUCGUCUAAGAAUUUGGCUGGUGGGUUGACUUUAUAUGUCUCAACAUUGUCAAACAUUUAUGCUAUUUAUCCAUUCACUUCAAGAUUUGGUAAUUUGGCCACCACUAAAGAAGCAAUUGAUAUAGCUUUGGAAGAUACUAAAGCGGCCAUGGAAUUGAUUCAGGAAAAAUACCCUGUAAACUUAGUCGAAACGGCAACUAGUUCUUUGAAUAAAGCAGCUAUCCAGCAAUUUGAGUACUACCUGUAUUUCAGAAACCAAUUGUGUGGUGAAUUACCAAUAGUGAAGGAGGUAAGAGACACCCAUACAAAUAGCCCAUACGAGCUUUUUGUUGUUAGGCAGAAUUUAAGUAAUUGGACUGACUACAGUUUACAAGGUCCCCUCAUUUCAAGUAAUUCUGGUAUAAAGGAUUUAAUUUCAAUUGGGGACAAUGAUUUAGUUAGCAUACUUGCUAGUAUUGACACUAAUGCCACAGUCACUUAUUAUGCUCAACUUGCGCCAAUGUUGAUGAAGUGCAACCUAACGAGUGUAGCAAGUAACGGUGCAUCAAAUGAAUCAAGUCAAACAGUUCAUAAGCCAAGAUAUGUUAAACCAAAAAGAGGAUUUGGUUUUAUAGACAACUCAGAAGAAGAAGAAAAAGCAUUGGUGAAACAAACACAAUCACAGGAAAGCUUUUGGAAAGAGGAAUUAACAACCUUGGAUUUUUUGCAAAGUGACAAGCUUCCUGUUGAUGACAAUAACGCCAUUACUAAUUUCCCAACAUUCUUUGGAGAAAUUGAUUCUACCAGAUUUAGUGUUUGUGUAAAUUCCAACAAAUUGGUUCUAGUUGAUUGUUCUUGGGUUCAGGCUUUUGUUGACGAUCUUAAAAAUGACAAAAUAGAUUCUGUGUCGAUCACAACAAAUUAUGGUAUUGCCUCUGCAGAAAAAGAACCUAUUACAGCUUUUGCCUACGUAAAAGACGACGUCACUUCCACUGGAGAAUACUUGAUUGUUUGCAGAAGUAAGCUUGUCAAUGACAUGGAAGUUGUUCAGAUUGUCGAUAAGGCUGUGAGCGACGAUCAAGAUGAAGCCGCAGGUACUUUACUAUUGCCUGAAGAGCCUCAUAAGGAGUCAACAUUGACAUACAUUCCAUCUAAACCUUUCAGUGUGUUGGAAGAAGAAUUGGAAAGUUUGGAGAAGAUCGAUAUUGGCACUGAUAUUAAGAGCAACGAAGAUUUGAAUAGUUUGACUGUUGAUAAUCUUUCAAAUUUGAAUUCCUUAUCUGUGAGAACAAUUCAACUUGCUUCUUCCUAUACAAUAUUUGGAAUUAAAUUGCAAUCAAGAAUUUUAGCCAAUUUGGAUUCUUUGAAGGAACAAUUGCACAUACUUGAUAAGAUUAAAAACGAUUAUGAUGGAGAUCAUCCAAAAGACCAUACAGAUAAAUUGGACAAGUUGACAGAGAAACAAACGAAGUUAGAUGAACGUAUGAUGAAAUUGCAGCAAAAGAUAUUUGAUGGUUUGAAUAAAUUCAAGCAAGACAAAACAUUACCAAUAUCCAAGGCAGAGAAAGAUUGGUUUAAAGAAAUCAACUCCAUUAAUGCAUUGUUGAAUUCUUCAACAGAUGAUGAGGUAGCAUUAACGAAAAAAAUUGAGAAUUUAUCAUUACAAGUUCAUUCAAUUAUUGAAAGCAGGGAAAAGGAGAAGACACCAAAAUUAACUGCUGUGGAACAGCUAGAAUUAGAAAAACGAUUAAGCAAAUUAAAAAAUUGGUUACAACGUGAAGACAAAUCUAUUGAAAUUUUAAAAGAUAAACUUAACAAUUCAUUGAAAUUAAUAGGCGACAAAUAG